Messenger RNA from Trachymyrmex cornetzi, 728 nucleotides. RefSeq names its product protamine. Lineage: Eukaryota; Metazoa; Arthropoda; Insecta; Hymenoptera; Formicidae. The transcript is spliced from 2 exons. The record is from RefSeq and is a predicted model, not a curated record. The coding region runs from base 94 to 555 and encodes 153 amino acids.
AUUAAAUUCGUAGAGCUUCGAAUGUUUUUGUGCGGACAUUUCACUUUCUUUUCAAUACCAAAUCAAAUUAUCAAGUAAAAAUUGUAACAGCGAAUGAUGGAUCCUAAUAUUUAUGAAAGCACAUUUGAUGACAGAGGUGUUUUUGAAGAAACGGAUAAAAAGGUGAGCGAACAAAAGAAGGAAGCAGAUGCUGAGAAAGCACGUUUGGAUCGGUGCCGACGAAGGGCCGAAAGAAAAGCUAUAUGCCAUUGUGGCCAGGGAUCUAGAACUAGAACUAGAUCUAGAUCUAGAAGGAUAAGACGAAGAAUUAUCUCACAGAAUCCCUAUAUCAUCUUUUAUCUUGAGAUGUAUUAUAAAAUGCCUGGCAAACAUGUGACAGAAGUCGCCCGUCAGGCUGGCAAGGAAUGGUGCGCUUUGCCUCAGGAAGAGAGGAUGAAGUACAUACGUCUGGCAGAAAGAGAAAAGAAAAGACGACGAAGGUCUGGGAGGGGACGGAGGAGGAUAAGAAGAAGACGCAGGAGGAUAAGAAGAAGACGUGGUCGAGAUAGUGAUUAAACAUUCUAAAAAAAAAUCCGUUAGUUAUUACAAAAGAAGCAAAACAUAUAUAAUACGAAAAAUAUGAGAAACUAAAAAAUAAACUAUGACCGAUAAAACAACAUAUCGAAAAUUUCUGCUUGUUGAAACACUUUUAUAACCUUUAAAUUUUUAUUUUAUUUCAAAGUUGCAGA